Molecule: messenger RNA, 1024 nt
Organism: Heterobasidion irregulare TC 32-1
Lineage: Eukaryota; Fungi; Basidiomycota; Agaricomycetes; Russulales; Bondarzewiaceae
Exons: 9
Coding region: 1-936 (311 amino acids)
Molecular function (GO): oxidoreductase activity, acting on NAD(P)H as acceptor
Source: RefSeq, a predicted model, not a curated record
AUGUCCUUCCCCACCAUCGCUCUGAACGACGGAAACAAGAAGAUUCCGGCCAUAGCGUUCGGGACAGGGAGCAAGUUCUUCCGUCAGGACGUAACUCAGUACGUCGAUCAGGCGCUCGAGUCCGGCUUCUCUCACAUCGACACCGCAGCGGUCUAUGGCAACGAGGAAUUCGUGGGCACCGCGAUACGCGAGAGCGGGCUCGACAGGUCCGAGCUAUAUAUCACGACCAAGUACGACGGAGGAGACAUUCAGGAGAGCAUCCGAUCGAGCCUCGACAAGCUCGACGUCAAGUCGGUAGAUCUCUACCUUAUCCACUUCCCGCGGCUCGUCGAGCACGAUUUUGAGGGGACAUGGAGGCAGAUUGAGAACAUCAAGGAAGCGGGCCUCGCCAAGAGUAUAGGCGUGAGCAACUUCUCGCUCGACGACCUGAAGAGUGUCGUCAAGUCCGCCAGGAUCAAGCCAGCUGUCAAUCAGAUUCGCUUCCAUCCGUACAACUUUUCAUCGUACAAGGAUGUUCUCGAAUACUCUGCCAAGCACGGCAUUGUGACCGAAGCAUAUGGCAGCCUUGCUCCCAUCACGCAAUUUCCGAAUGGGUCGCUUGAUCCAGUCCUCGCUACGAUCUCUAAACGGGUCGGUGGAACACCCGCACAAGUCAUAUUCAAGUGGGUCCUCGCGAAAGGUGCGGUGAUCGUGACCACGAGCUCCAAGACCGAGCGACUGCAGGAAUACCUCGCCGUCGCGGAUCUCUCCGAUCUGACACCCGAAGAGGUGGCUGCCAUAGACGAGGCGGGCGCGAAGGGCGCCCCGGCCUCGUGGCGAAGCCUCGCGAAUGUUUCGGUCUCAUUCCUUCUUCUCCUUCGCAUCGCAGUAAGCUUGCUGUUCCUUGGGUACGUCGCGCUGGCAUCUUCGAAGCGGUCUUGCUCUUUGAUCGCCUGAGCAUGGCUGUCGGUGCGGUAUGUCUUGUAGUAUAUUCUAUAGAACGGUGUGUGCAUUCUUGGCCUUUGUCAAAUAGAGCGGGCUACCU